AUGUUUGAAGAUGUGACUCACAACAUCUCACAAAACCUUGAGGCAAGGAAGCUUUAUGAGCAGGUGGUGUCCAGCCACCCAAGUAGUGCUGAAGCUCACCUUCGACUGGCAGAGUUUGCACAGGAGGCGGAUGAUGCCCAGGAAGCCUACCGCAUAGCGCUGCAGGCUGUGAAGGUGGCCCCUCGCGAUGCGGCAGCGCAUCUCUCUUUGGGCCAUGCAAGCUCAAAGUUGGGAAGGGCUGAUGAAGCUGUUCGAGCAUUGGAACAGGUUGCAGUGCUCCAGCCCAGCGCUCUCGAUGUCCCUGCAAUGAUUGCCCUAGCUGAAUCCUACAAAAAAGCUGGACGAGAACAGGAGGCCAUACGGUACUACAAGCGCGUGUUGGACUCCCGACCUGAUGACUACGAAUGUACCUUGAGCCUCGCGCAGCUGCAUGCAGAUCGAGGGCCGGGCGGUGCAAGCCAGGCGGUGCACUACUUUCGCACUGCCCUGAAGUGUCGGCCCACUACAGUGGAUGCUCGCAGUAUCUAUUUGCAGAUGGCCACGGUGCAAUGUGCAAUCAGCGCAUGGAAGGAUGCAAAGGCCACUCUCGAGGGCGCUGUGCAUGAACUUCCAGAAGAUGCCGAGAUGUGGCAGAAGCUGCUGAGCAUAUGCGAACAGCUGAAAGACUCAAAAGGGCAGCACCACUGCCAUCGGCGGCUGGUUCAGCUUGGUGCCACCACAGCAGCAUCUCAGAUCAUGUAUGCCUCCUUGCUAAUGUCGGAAGAUCGAUUGCGAGAAGCAAAGGAGUUGCUGAAUCAGGUCAUCAAGGCGGAGCCCAAAAAUGCAGCUGCACUCUUGAAGUUGGCUCAGUGUCUCAAACAGGACGGAUCUCGUGAUGGGAACCUUGAAGAAGCUUUGCGGCUCUUUGAGCAGGUGUUGCAGCUCUCUCCAAACAACCUAGAGGCAUUGGAGGGAGCAGCUUACUGCAACAGAAAGAGCAACAAGUUGGAUCAGGCUGUUCAGCUCUACCAGCAGUGCCUGAAGGUGAACGCUUCUGCUGAAAGUCCAUUGUACUACCUUGGAGACAUCCUUUACCGGCAACAUCGACAUGCAGAAUGCCAAGCCUACCUGUCCAGGCUAGUCGCGAGCAAUUGUGGAGAGGACUACAAGACGGGGGCUUUGUACCUCCUGGCCAAGUCGCAUAUUUCGCUGGAUGAACACGAAGAGGCAGAAAAGCAAGCGCGCAGUGGGCUGACAUUGAAGCCGAACCAUCCGCACUUCCUCUUCAUCUUGGCCUUGGUCAAGAACCGCAUGGGAGACUUUGACGCUUCCAUUACCACCUUGAAAAAGGCUUUCCAGCACCUGGGAGUCGACAGCGACAACUUGAAGGUUGAGAUCCACGAUUGGCUCGCGCAGGCGUACGAGCGGAAAGGUGAGUACACCAACGCCUCAGCAGAGCUUGCAAUGGCUCUGAAGCAAGACCCGUCACACGUUUCUUCGUUGAUCACUCAGGGGGUCAUCCACAUGCAGCUGAAAAAGCUGGAAGAGGCAGAAACGUCCUUCAGACGAGCUCUUGCAAUCGUCAAGAACCAUGCCUUGGCCUUGGUGCGACUGGGCUACUGCAAACUGCUGUGCGCCGAUUCGCAGGAGGCCAUCCUGUUGUUUCAACGUGCCCUUCAGCAGCGCUGUGGCACUGUGGCUCUACCCCGCUCUGUGAAAGGCUGCGCCAGGAUCUAUAUGGCACUGGCGCUCAUGGGCAAACAGGACCCAGAUGGGGCCCUGCACCAGAUCGCUGAAGCGCGCAAGAGUCACAGGAACUUCGACCAACUCUGCUCAUUCGGGAAAGACAGCAUCGUGAAAGGCCAAUGUGAUGACCUGGUGGACAAGCUCAAAUCCGUUCCUGACUUGGACAUCACAUUGGCACAGGCAUGGCAGCUGGUUGAACUCCUGGCCAAGGAGGUCGAAGUGGGGCUUGGUGAUCGAGGUAAGACGCCCACAGCAGGUUCAACUGAGUCGCCGAGUGGUGAGUCCCAGCUUCAGAGCCAGGCACAGGGGGCCACUCCGGAGCGUCGAGCCUGGGUAGCGACACCUACGCCUUCCACAGCUACGCCUUCCAGUGAGCGACGGCAAUGGACCUCUCCUUCACCAGCGACACCGGCGGCGGCGCCACCUGCCGUGCCUAAGGCAGAGGCAGCCGAUAAAGGCAAGAAGUUGUUGCUUCACAAGCACGAGAUGAUAGAUUUCAACCAGUUGGUCCAAAGGGACUGCUUGGGUUCCGGCGGCUUUGGAGCGGUCUAUCGCGGCUAUUUGGGCAGCCGGGAGGUUGCAAUCAAGAAGCUAUUUUGUGAAGAUGGAGGCAACAUCUCUCCUUUGCAACUCGAAGAGCUGGAAAAGGAGGUUGCCGCCCUUCGUAGCUUGAAUCACCCUCGCCUUGUGAGCUUCAUUGGGGCGUGCUUGCAACCUCCAAAUAUUUGUAUUGUCACUGAGUUUAUGGCCGGCGGUUCUUUGCACCACUUGCUGCACAAGGCAAGGACUCCUUUGACGCUGGGGACGCAGUCCAAGAUGGCUCUCCAGGUUUGUGAAGGCGUCGAUUUUCUCCAUGGCCAUUCCCCACCCGUGGUGCAUCGAGACUUGAAGUCGCUGAACAUUGUGCUGGAUCGCAUCUACAAUGCUAAGAUUUGCGACUUUGGCUUGACGCAGUCGAUGGAAAAGACGCACAUCACCUUGAAGGAGGGUGGCAAUGGAGGUUCCCCGCGCUACAUGGCGCCGGAGUGCUACGACUGCAAAGGCAAAAUCACCGAGAAGGUUGAUGUUUGGGCUCUUGGCUGUAUCCUUGUUGAAUGCUUUGGCGGACCGUUGCCAUAUGACGACUGCCAGAACAUCCAGCAAAUCGUUGCAAAGGUCCUGAUCGACAAGGAGCUGCCUUACAUUCCCAAUCAUCUUCCCUCCGGCGUGCGGCCGAUUGUGGAAGAUUGCUUUCAGUUUGAUUCCAAGCAGCGCGCAUCAGCACAGAACGUCUACGCGCGCAUACAGCUGGUCGGACUUCCUUCAGGAUAG
Durusdinium trenchii is the source of this 3036-nucleotide messenger RNA. Lineage: Eukaryota; Dinophyceae; Suessiales; Symbiodiniaceae. The record is from the annotation of a GenBank genome assembly.